Molecule: messenger RNA, 1377 nt
Organism: Saccharomyces mikatae IFO 1815
Lineage: Eukaryota; Fungi; Ascomycota; Saccharomycetes; Saccharomycetales; Saccharomycetaceae
Gene: DFG5
Product: putative mannan endo-1,6-alpha-mannosidase
Exons: 1
Coding region: 1-1377 (458 amino acids)
Biological process (GO): carbohydrate catabolic process; fungal-type cell wall biogenesis; budding cell bud growth
Molecular function (GO): mannan endo-1,6-alpha-mannosidase activity
Source: RefSeq, a predicted model, not a curated record
AUGAUCCUCAAAAGUAGUAUGGAAAUGAUUCCAUUGAUAUGUUUUACGUUACUAUCAUUCUUCAGAAUCUGUCAUGCCAUGGAGCUGGAUAGUACAAGCAAAACAUCAAUUUGUGAUGCGACAGCGUUAAUCCAAGAUGGUAUGCUGGAUUACUAUGAGGGUACUAGGUAUGGGGGAGCAGUAGGGAUGUUUCAAUCACCAUACUAUUGGUGGCAUGCAGGUGAAGCGUUUGGCGGCAUGUUGGAAAAUUGGUUUCUUUGUGAGAAUGACACAUAUCAAGAAUUACUAUACGAUGCGCUAUUAGCACAAACUGGUUCUAAUUACGAUUACAUUCCAGCCAAUCAAACGAUGGUUGAAGGUAAUGAUGAUCAAGGUAUUUGGGGCAUAACAGUUAUGGGUGCUGUCGAGAGAAAUUUUACAGAUCCUAGCGAUGGCAAACCAGGUUGGCUGGCAAUGGUGCAGGCUGUCUUCAAUACAAUGUAUUCAAGAUGGGAUUCUGAGCACUGUGGUGGUGGUUUAAGAUGGCAAAUUUUUACUUGGAAUAGUGGCUACAACUAUAAGAAUACAAUUUCAAAUGCAUGUUUAUUUCAAAUUGCUGCAAGACUGGGGAGGUAUACCGGUAAUACUACAUAUUUAGAUGUUGCUGAGCAAGUUUUCGACUGGCUAGUAGAUGUCGGCUAUGUGGUUCUUAAUGAUACGGCAAAUGUCUUCGACGGUGCAGAAAUUGAUACAAAUUGUACCGAUAUUACAAAAAUUGAAUGGACUUAUAAUCAUGGUAUCGUACUGGGUGGUCUUGCGUACAUGUAUAAUGCUACGAAUGGGACAAGCGAAUGGGAAACAAGUUUAACAAAAAUUUUGAAUGGUGCUAAGUCUUAUUUUUUUAAAGACAGUAUUAUGUAUGAAAGCGCCUGUCAAGACUAUAGCACUUGUAACACCGAUCAAAGGACAUUCAAAAGUAUUUUCUCUCGUAUGCUUGGCCUUACAAGUGUUAUGGCUCCCUAUACUAGUGACACGAUUGAUGACUUAAUAAAAACGAGCGCUGAAGCUGCUGCGAAGUCAUGUGAUGGUGGUAGAGAUGGGCAUACAUGUGGCUUAAAUUGGGGCAAACAAACCAAUGAUGGUUAUUAUGGGUUAGGUGAACAAAUGAAUGCAUUAGAAGUUAUUCAAAAUCUCUUAAUACAUGACAGACCGGCCCCAUAUAAGGAAAGUAAUGGUGGCACGUCCAAAGGUGAUGCUAACGCUGGGAUGAACUCAUCUACCACUAAUGUACUACAAAAUAAUCUAAACAUCAAAAAUGGUGAUCGCGCUGGUGCCGCCAUCAUCACAGCAAUCAUACUGAGUGUGCUAAUUGGUGGUGCUGUCUGGAUGUUGUUUUAA